UCAUCAUUCAUUUUGUUUCACACAACAUACUAGGGUGGACGCGGUGCCGAGCAUUCCCAAAAUAACAUAGAUGUUCUGUUCUCAUUGUUAUGUGAUUAGACAUUAUGAUUAAUUCAAUCAAAGAUUUAUUCCAUCAAUAUUUAAUAAGUGUAUAAUUAAUAUAAUCGUUAUAAAACUGCCAAAGUAGUUCGUUUUCUAGUGUUACGGAUUUAAGAAAAAUAGAUUAAUUACAGUUUAUGUGAUGCAUGUAACGAAUAAUGUGAACUUAUAAUAGCCGGCAGUAAUGAAAAGACAGCGUGAUGACUGUACUACUAACGGCGUCGAUUCUGCUGCUAUUACUAACUGUUAUAAGAGCAGAAGUUUUGGACUUCGACGAUAAAAACCAAGAUGACAUCUGUUCGCUGUGCACCUGUAAAUUAGACAAAACAGUAAUUGAUUGUUCACGUAGAGGUCUUACUGCACUUCCAGAUGGUAUUGACGAAAAGGUUACAAAGCUCAACCUUUCCAAUAAUGAGAUUACAAUGUUUCCAGAAAAUUUAAAUAAGUUAUACAAUUUGAUUACAUUGGAUGUCAGCAAUAACCGUCUGAGUGAAUUGAACAAAUAUGCACUAUUCAAUUUGAGUUCACUGGAAGUGUUGGAUAUAUCUAGAAAUUAUUUUGAAAACUGGCUUAACCUAAGCCCAAAUGAUCUCUUAUUGCCUGCGAUGAAACUUAAAUCUUUAGAUCUAUCACAUAAUAAGUUCAGAUCUAUGGAUAAUCUAGUCAAUCAGCAACUGCUAAUAAGUUCUUCGCUGGAAAUUUUGAUUUUAGAGUACUGCGAAAUAGACUCAAUUUCUGGUAAAUCUAUCCUAAGUGGGUUGACGAAUAUAAAAAUUUUGAGAUUAAACUUUAACCCCUUGGUAAAAAUACAAGGGCUGGUAUCUUCAACUUUGAAAAGUUUACACCUAAGUAAUUGUCAAUUGACAACAGUAAAUCAAGAUGAAUUGGCAUAUUUACCUUCUUUAAUCUACCUAAAAAUGUCACACAACUAUCGAUUAGAAUUAGCAGCCUCUACGUAUACACUGUACUCAGCCUCUCUAAAAUUCUUAGAUAUAUCUUACUGCAAUGUUCUUCAUACAAGUCUACAAGGAUUCCCCAACUUAAAGAAGGCAAUAAUUAACCACAAUAUGAUUAGAUACUUACGAAGUUAUGAAUUAAGAAAUAACACAAAACUGGAAUACCUUGAUUUGUCAUACAAUAACAUUGGAUCUAUGCGAGUUGACACAUUUAAGGGGUUAAGUAUGCUCAAGUUUUUGGACCUGUCUUGGAACCAAAUAGCAUCUAUACCAGAAGGGACUUUGUCAGAAAUGCCCUCAUUAACUCAGCUCAAAUUAGCUAGAAACUAUAUAAGUCAAGUUGGACACAUGAAAUCAACAUCGAUAACAGUCUUAGAUAUAAGUUCGUGUGAAAUAAACACAAUAAGCAAAGAUUCUUUAGAAGGAUUGCAGUCACUUAUUGAUAUAGAUUUGUCACGAAACCUUAUAUCACACAUCCCUGACAGUAUUUCGUCAAAUACACUAAAGUAUUUAAAUUUGAAUUACAACAGAAUAAGUCAUAUAAAUAAUUUAACUUUCUUCAUGCUACCUCGUCUGACACAAUUAGGUGUUAUAGGUAACCGUUUCACUAAUAUAUGGAAAAAGUCAUAUUUUGAAUCAAAUCCCUACUUAGAUAGAUUAGACUUAAGCGAUAACAUGUGGAGAUGUGACUGUAGUGACCCUAACAUGUACGAUUUCUAUGAAUUUGCAACAUUAGAGCCUUUCAAAAAAGAAGAAUCAUUUAAUCUUGUGUGCAGCAGUCCGAUAAACUUGAUUAGUCAAACUUGGUUAGAAGCUUGUUAUUUUACUUGGUACCCAAGCCAGAAUGUAGCCAACGCUAAUAGUUUAAUAUGGUUUAUAGUUAUAAUGAUAACUGGCUUAUCUUUUUGUAUUUUAUUGGUAAACUGUAUUCGUAACUCAAUGAAACGACGCUUGCUUGCGAUUCAACAAGAAAGAGAAAGACAAGUCGACGAAGCUAGGCAGAGGUUAAGGGAAUUAAGAAUACGUGCUGAACAAGAAUCAUUGACAAAUGCACCUGAUCCUCGCGAUCUCAUUUCACCUCCAUCAUAUGAUGAAGCUCUCUCAAUGCCUAAGUUGAAUGUGUCAACACAUUCCCUCUGUGAAACAGGUACUGGUAAAACUAAAAGAAGAAGAGGUCGCAGAAAAACAAAAUCCAGUGGUGAUCUGUUAGAUGAAACAGAGAGGAAUGGCGAUUUGCCUGUUUUGGACGAUACGGAACCAACUUCAGAUGACACCAGAAGGCGCCGGCGUAGAAGACCUAAUAGAUACGGUAGCCAUGAAAUAGCAGAACUAGAUCAUUCCCCAGGGGCUCGACGUAGGCGAAUGUCUGAAAUUGGUGCUGAGGAAUCCGUUACUGUGGAAAUAGAAUUGGAAAGACCUCUUCGUCCAAGGAAUCGAAGAUAUUCUAGUGACGAUAAUGAAGUAAGAGAAAGUGAUUUUUAAAAUAGAGUAACAUUAUAUAGGCGAAUAUAAUUUUGUAUA
Messenger RNA from Chilo suppressalis (striped riceborer), 2576 nucleotides. NCBI's taxonomy places the organism in Eukaryota, Metazoa, Arthropoda, Insecta, Lepidoptera, Crambidae. The record is from the annotation of a GenBank genome assembly.